GGAUGUAGAAGCAGCAUGAAGUGGAAGAGAAAGCUAUGUAAUGAAUGGCUGGGGACUACGGGGGACAGAUGCACCAGUAUGAGGGAGCGGAGGCUCUGUAUAUGGUGUAUUCACCAUUCUCUGGAUCCCACAGGCUACCCAUGCUUAUGUGCAGAAGCUUACAAUCCUGAUGAGGAAGAGGACGACACAGAAUCUAGGAUUAUUCACCCUAAAACAGAUGAUCAAAGAAACAGACUGCAGGAGGCAUGCAAGGACAUUCUUCUUUUUAAGAACCUAGAUCCGGAACAGAUGUCUCAGGUGUUAGAUGCAAUGUUUGAAAAGCUGGUUGAAGGAGGGGAACAUGUCAUUGAUCAAGGGGAUGAUGGUGACAACUUCUACGUCAUUGAUAGAGGUACAUAUGAUAUUUAUGUAAAAUGUGACGGUGUUGGGAGGUGUGUUGGAACCUAUGAUAACCGAGGAAGUUUUGGUGAGUUGGCCUUAAUGUACAAUACACCCAGAGCAGCUACAAUUAUAGCUACCUCUCCUGGUGCCAUCUGGGGUUUGGACAGGGUAACAUUCCGAAGAAUCAUUGUAAAAAAUAAUGCCAAAAAGAGAAGAAUGUAUGAAAAUUUCAUUGAGUCAUUGCCAUUCCUUAAAUCUUUAGAAGUAUCUGAGCGUUUAAAAGUGGUUGACGUGAUUGGCACCAAAGUGUACAAAGAUGGAGAACAAAUAAUUGCUCAGGGUGACUUGGCUGAUUCUUUCUUCAUUGUGGAAUCUGGAGAAGUAAGGAUUAUAAUGACACGAAAGGGUAAACAAGAUGUAGAAGAGAAUGGAGCAGUUGAAAUAGCUCGAUGCUCAAGAGGACAGUAUUUUGGAGAACUUGCUCUUGUAACUAACAAACCACGAGCCGCUUCUGCAUUUGCUCUUGGCACUGUCAAAUGUUUAGUUAUGGAUGUGCAGGCAUUUGAAAGGCUUUUGGGACCUUGUAUGGAAAUUCUGAAAAGAAACAUUGCAAACUAUGAAGAGCAGCUAGUUGCUCUGUUUGGAACAAACAUGGACAUUGCCGAUCCCAGUGCAUGAGCUAAACAUUGGAGCGACAAGAUCUGUUAUGAGAAUAUAGCACAGUAGUGGUUUGUCCACUGAGAAAUUGUCUCUCUUCCUAUAGAUGCCAAGCAUUUUCUGUGAUUUUAAGAGCGGGUUUGGGUUUUUUGUUUUGGGGUUUUUUUUGACUUAUUACAGUGGAAAUAAUAGUAAACAAAACAAGAAUUUAAUAAAUUGUGGAUUUGAUUUUUGAAAGUGCUUAGCACUGAUGGUUCUAUCUGUCAUUAAGAAGACCCAUAGUAGCAUAGCACCUUUGAAAAGCAAGUCCUUUAACACAGCAUUUCCUUAAAGAGUAGAUUACAGAAAAUCCACAUGCGAUAAACUUGUUAAACCAGCUUCUGUUCUUCAAAAAGGUUACAACUUUUCGGGAAAGACUGUUAGUUUGAAUGUGAUAUGUUGAAAGUAUUAGUGCACACAAAGUGUUUAUAUGUAUUAAUACAGAAGAUAUACAGUAGAUAUUACUUUCUGACUAUUACAGUUGUCAUGAUUUUAUGUUGCAUUUAUCACAGAUGUAGUGAAUCACAAGAUUAAUCGUAAGAUAAAGCAUGACAAUGCGUUUUGUGUAACGCUCAUGACCCAAAUCUGAUUUUUAACGUUUUGUAAUUUGUUUUAAAGUCCUCUUCAUUUAAUAUGUCAUGUUUCAGCACGACAUUGUAAUAUCUUAUGCAAUUUAGAGGACUUGUAUAUUUUUGCAAUAAAUUGCAUUUUUUAUUAGUUACAUGUAUUCUGUACAGUCUAGAGUGAGGACAGCUGACAAAUUAACCUUAAUGCUUUAAAAGCAAAGGCAUAGGUCAUUGUCAUGUUCUACCUAAUCAUACAUAACCUAUAUUGUUUUCCUUCUUCCUUGUUUUAUAUUUAUGCAUUUUUCUUCUCUUUUUAUUUUAGAUCUUUUUUAUCUGUUAAAUAUUUUACCUAUUUCAAAUUAAAUGAUUUCUGUAUAUCUCUCUUCUUGCAGUCUAAUCUUAGCUAUCAAAGACCGGAUUCAAUUACUGAAGUGGUUGAUACCAAAAGCCAUGCUAAACUAAGCUUGUCCUUGAAAAAUCCUUAUAAGGAAGUAAGAAAAAUUUUUUUAAUUUAAAAGAUCAAUACUUCAAAAGCUUUGCACAAGUCUGGAAAGUAUGUAGUUGUUAAAGCUAACAUGUCCUGCUUUCAAAAACCUGUAGGUCACCAAAAAAUAUCUUUUUAGUUAUAAUAGCAUGGGAUACAUUCUGAGACUGAGGAGAGAGAGUAUCAUCUUAAUUAGGAGCACAGGACUCAUUGCUUACAAGGGUCUGUGACUGGAAAUUUCAGGCACAGUCCAAUUUUAAUACUGCUUAUUGACCUAUCUGUUGAUGUACAUGGAAAGUUAGUGCACAUAAUGGUAACUGGCAGUAGUUCUGCCAAAAUGAUACUACAAGAGUUGUAGGAAAGCUGCUUGUGCCCUGUCCCAAACACCUGAAUUAGAACAUCUUUCCUUCUUAGAUAAUGACUUUUCUAAUGCCAUAUAUUUGUGUAUGUUGAUGUCAUUAUGAUCCUAUAGUUAGUGAUAUGUUCUGACAAUUUAUAUAAUCAUACCUGUAUAUGAAAUUAUGAUUAUAUAAUAUUAUAACAAUAUAUAAUUUAUAUCAUACAGUAUGGUAUAAAUUAUAAGUCAGAUUCCUAACAAAAUACAAUCUGGACAAAAUGACAAAUUUGGGUUUUUUAAAACUUAGAAACCUGGUACGAAUAAUUGCACAUAUGAUAACUUGCCUUUGUACUUUUGAUUUAUGGAAAAAAGAGAAGCCUGUUAUACUAGAAGGAAAUAUGAGAUAACCAAAAUCUACACUCUUGUCAUUCUGUAUGCUUAAUCUCUAAAAGCUACCUAUAUUUUGCACUAGCUUGAUGUGAUUAAGAAAAAUGCUAGAAAUUACUUGUAUGGCAGUAAACUACAAUCAAGGCCAUAAAUGCCAGUCACGAUAUUUUCAAUAUUGUUGGUUAUAUUUAAAGUUUCCUUACAAUAAACAACACUUUUAUAUAUAAAAA
This is a messenger RNA of Athene cunicularia (burrowing owl), 3081 nucleotides long. It is a transcript of the gene PRKAR2B, whose product is annotated as protein kinase cAMP-dependent type II regulatory subunit beta. Gene Ontology annotation, biological process: regulation of protein phosphorylation. The record is from RefSeq and is a predicted model, not a curated record. Lineage: Eukaryota; Metazoa; Chordata; Aves; Strigiformes; Strigidae. Gene Ontology annotation, cellular component: cAMP-dependent protein kinase complex. The coding region runs from base 16 to 1059 and encodes 347 amino acids. Gene Ontology annotation, molecular function: cAMP-dependent protein kinase regulator activity. The transcript is spliced from 11 exons.